UUUUUUUUUUGGAGGGUAGUCAAAACGUACACAUCUUAAAUUAGUAGCUCCCAAGUUUUAUUUUAUUUAAAAACAUUAAUAGUGUUAAUUUCACUGUGCACAUGCAUUAAAUCUUUGCACUAUCCUUUGAUGCACUCACUCAUCUAAAAAAUUCUUUUUCAUUGUUUACUAAAACUAUAAUUUCAACAUCACUUCUCAAAUGGACCUAUACACGAAAUUGUCAAGCUGUAUGGAGGAACUGAGUACCACUUUUACUUCCCGGAUGGCUGCCUAUGAGGAGGAGUUGAAGAGUGUGAACAGUAGUGAGGCUUCACAUAAGAACAUUGCAAGCCUCUCAAAGGACUACACCGAGUUCAAGGGCCUCAUGUUGAAGACAAUAAGUGCCCUUAAAAUGCAGGUGGAACUGUUGUCACUGGGCCUAGAUCGACACGAAAUGGCUUCUCGCAGGCAGGUUCUCCUUCUUCAUGGUCUUCCAGAAGAGAAGGAUGAAGACUAUACAUCUCGGGCUCUUACAGUUGUAGCGGACAAGUUAAAGAUGCCCAAUGUCUCUUCUGCAGACAUUGUGUCAUGUCAUCGUCUGGGAGCCGACACGAGCAAGCCACGUCCUCUUCUAAUUAGAUUCCAGAGCCACAGUCUACGCAGUGAAGUGUGGCGAAGCAAGACUCUGUUAAAGGGCUCUGGACUGGUUUUCUCGGAGUUCCUGACCAAGCCCCGACAUGACGCUUUCCUGGCAGCCCGCAAGCAUUUUGGGAUGAAGCAGUGCUGGACAUCUGAGGGCAAGAUAGUGGUAUUGCUACCAGACAAGUCGCGGCGGAAAAUAGAAUCUCCAGCUGAGCUACAACAACUAGCGAGACAGUUUCCGACAUCUGUUACUUCUACUGGUGAGCCGACAGCGGGCGCACAGUCAAGUUCAACAGCCAACAAGUCUCCAUCAGGCAAGAGACCGCGAAGGCAAGCAAAAUAAUCUUCUGUUUUUUAUUUUAAUUUUUACUUUGUCGGUCACUUAAAAAUGUUUUUGUUUUGCUUUAACAAGUUGACAUCUAUCUUCCAUAGAUUAUAGAUUCUUUCUUUGACUCGUUCAGAAACGUCACUGUCCGUGAAUACGAGUCUUUUUAUCCACGUAUGACAAAUUAACUGACGAGUGCAUCGAAGGUGUCGAAAUAACAGGUAACUGUUAUUAUUGUAAUUUGUUUUUUUUUUUUUUAUUUGAUUUUGUAUUUUUAUUAUU
Messenger RNA from Spodoptera frugiperda (fall armyworm), 1228 nucleotides. RefSeq lists its product as uncharacterized. Bases 200 to 964 code for a protein of 254 amino acids. The transcript has a single exon. NCBI's taxonomy places the organism in Eukaryota, Metazoa, Arthropoda, Insecta, Lepidoptera, Noctuidae. The record is from RefSeq and is a predicted model, not a curated record.